AUGGUGGACAUGUGGGUACUCCGGUUCACGUUCCUGGGGGCACUCCUGCCUCUUUCCCUGUGUGAAUGCAAAACCCGCUGGUUCAACCGGGACAGUCCUUCUGGCGUUGGGGACUAUGAGCUCCUGUCUUACCUGCGGGAUGCGAAUCCUGAGGCGAUCUGCCCCGAACCCACUGCAAUUGAGGUCCAGACGGUGGAUGGGGUUCCUGCUUCCAAAACUGGGCAGACGUUCUUUCUGAAUUCUGCCGCCCUGGGCUUUGUCUGCCUCAACACCCAGCAAGGGAAGGGGGAACGAUGCCACAACUACCAAGUGCGCUUCAGUUGCCCACCCUCCUUCUGCUCCCCUACUCAGACGCCUCAGUCCGAACCGGAGCAAACCACCUGUGCGGAAAGCCAGGAGGGAGCACCCAGCCCUCAGGCGCCGAUCAGUCCAAAGGCAACCCCUCCUCCAGCCCAGACCCCUCCGCCUAAACCAGAGGAAACCACCAGCGCGGAGAGUCGAAAGGGAGGACCCACUCCUCAGGUUCCAGCUGGACCAGAGACAACUUUGCCUCCAGUCCAGACCCGUCAACCUGGACUAGAAGAGACCACCAUACGGAAGGGAGCACCCACCCCUCAGGCUCAAGAAAGGCCAGAGACAACCCUCUCCCAACCCCAGACACCUCAACCUGAGCCAGAAACAACCACCGCUCAGAAAGGAGGCAUGAAAGCAGAGUCCAAGGGCAGCAAAGAGGUGCUUUUUUGGCACCUCCAAACAGCAGCCGUGGCACCUUCCACCCACAUCCAUCCAAGGUGCGACCUGAAUCUCACCUCUAGCCCUUCUCCACAGGACCCACCCCCCAGGCCCCCGUUGGACCAAAGACAACCUUCCCCCCAGCCCAGACGCCUCACCCCGAGCCAGAAGAGACCACCACUCAGAAGGGAGGACCCACACCUCAGGGCCCAGUCAGGCCAGAAACAACCUUCCCCCCAGCGUGGACCCCCCAGCCUGAACCAGAAGAGACCACCACGGAGAAGGGAGGACCCACGCCUCAGGUCCCCGUCAGGCCAGAGACAACCUUCCCCCGAGCGCGGACACCCCAACCCCAGCUGGAGGAGACCACCACUCAGGAGGGAGGACCCACUCCUCAGGCUCCAGUGGGACCGGAGACCACCUUCCCCCCAGCCCAGACGCCUCAGCCUGAGCCGGAAGAGACCACCACUCCGAAGGGAGGUUCCAGUUGGGCCAGAGACAACAUUCCCUCCAGUCCAGACCCCUCAGCCUGAACCACAGGAGACCACAUGUGCUGAGGAUCAGAAGGGAGGACCUACCCCGCAGCCUCAAGUCAGGCCAGAGACAACCUUCCCUGCAGCCUGGACCCCCCAACCUGAACCAGAGGAAACCACCAGUGCUGAGGGUCCAAAGGGAGUGCCCACCCCUCAGGCUUCAGUCAGACCAGAGACAACACUUCCUCUAGCUCAGACACUCCAACCUGGACCAGAAUUGACCACCAGUGCAGACAGUCAGAAGGGAGUUUGCUGGACUCGCUGGUUUGACCAAGACAAUCCUGAGGGAACUGGAGAUCUGGAGCUCCUUGAAGAUAUUGUGGACAACCAUCUGGAUGAAACCUGCUCCCAGCCAAUGGGAAUAGAAGUCCAAACUCUCGAUGGGACUCCAGCUUCAAAAACUGGACAACAAUUUUCUGUAAAUGAUGCCAUCCUUGGCUUUGCCUGCAUCAACGCCUUCCAGGAGAAAGGACAGCGCUGCCACGACUACCGAGUGAGGUUUACCUGUCCACCAUCCUUCUGUUGCGGACAGGUCCAGACCAGGAAGGAGCCUACAAUCAUUGUAUCCACGGACUCUGUGCCAGUACAGACAACCCUCAAAACACCAAUACCAGUUUGCAAGACAAAGUGGAUAAACCGGGAUAAUCCCAAGGAAACUGGAGACAUCGAACUGCUCUAUUAUAUCAGGAAGAACUACCCCAGUGCUGUCUGCAAGAGGCCCAUUGCCAUAGAGGUCCAAACUGUGGACGGCAUCCCCGCUGACCAGACCGGACAGCAGUUCUACCGGAAUGAUGUGGUCCAUGGGUUUGCUUGUGUCAACGCCCACCAGGGAAAGGGGGUCUCCUGCCGUGACUACAAGGUGCGAUUCACCUGCACAGGCAGCUUUUGUACAGGCCUGGCUGAGAUGUACCAUGAAGAGCUGCUCUGUGAUGUCACUCUUAUCACUGAAGGACAGAGCUUCCCUUGCCACAGAGCUCUGCUGGCCGCGAUUAGCCCUUACUUCCGGGAUAUUUUCAUCAGUACUUGGGAAGAAUCCAAUGGCAAAGAGGUUCAGCUGCUGGAUGUGGCCCCGUCGACUGUCCAAAGCAUUCUUAAAUACAUCUACACAGAGGAAAUAGCCCUUAUGCCAGAUUCGGUUCAGUGCCUUUUUGUAGCAGCCAGCAAGCUACAGAUCAUACCCUUGCAGAAGCUCUGCUGCAGGUUCCUGCUGAAAAAUCUCUCUCUGCAGAACUGGUUUGAGAUGCAUAAUUUGGCUCAAUCUCAUAAGAACCGUGCUCUGCUUCAUGCUGUUACGCAACUCCUCAUUGGGAACUUUGAAAGGGUCAUUGAGGAAGGUGAGUUCCUCCAGCUGGAACCCAGCACAUUCAUCAGCCUGAUAGCUUCAAGUGACCUUGCCGUCGCUUCUGAGCUCACGGUGUACCAAACCGUCCGUCGCUGGGUGCAGGCAGAACCCAGCGAGCGCAGGCCCCUGCUUCUGCAGCUGAUGAGCUACGUUCGCCUCUCGCUCUUAACGCUAGAGGAGCAAGAAGAACUCCAGAAGGACCUGGAGCAGCGGAAGGACCUCAGGCUUGAGUGGAAGCGGCUGGACGGUAGGGAGAGGUUGCUCCAGACGAGGGGGCUCCGGCAGGGCAUGUAUAAGCCGCACAUUCUGUGCAUUGACACCCAGCUGUGUGAGUUCCCUGAGCUGGAGAGAGGAGAAGUGCACAUGGGCUGCUACGACCCGGAGGAUGAGCUGUGGGAGAAGCUUCCUGGCCUGCCGUUCUUGACGCAUGCAUGCUGUGCCUCUGCAGCUGACAAAAUCUACAUCUCCGGUGGCGCCUACAGGAAUUCGUACUCCACAGCUGUCUACGAGUUCAGCUUCUUCAAUGGCAAAUGGUUGCAGCUCCCGUCCAUGGAUACACCCCGGGCCGCACACGGCUUCCUGUGCCACAACGAGAAGCUUUUUGCCAUGGGGGGCUGGUGCAAAUUCCAAACCUUUCUCACCUCAGCCGAGUGCUUUGAUUUUGGAAAGCAGACGUGGGCAGCCAUUGCAAAGCUUCCGUUUGCUCUAAGCCACCCUGCAACAAGCGUCUUCCGUGAAAAGCUGUACCUCUUUGGUGGGGCAACAGGCAUUUCAAGCAGCUGGUUGUUCCACCGAGGGUUCCUAAUCUAUGAGGUCAACUCCAACUCAUGGACCCAAGUGCCUCUGGCUACGGGAUUCUUUUCUGCAGGAGCGGUGGCUGUGGAGAACGGGAUCUACGUGAUCGGGGGAUACUCCGAGAAGAAAACCCGAGACUGGGUAGAUGGAGCCCUCUUGCCUGAGAAUCGCCACAGCAGCCGGAAAUGCUUCUUUGUCAAUGAGGGGGGCAAAGUGAGCCAUGGCACCACCAUCCCCAAAUUGCCACGGGGGGUUGCCAAUGCAGGGGUGGCCUACUGUGGCAAAAGGAUCUACGUGCUGGGUGGGGAAGACCUCACCCAGCGCUACAAGACGAUCUACCACUGGGAACCUGGGGAAACCCGCUGGCAUCGCUCCGCCACAGAAAUCCCGGUGCCCCGGGAAGGCAUCAGCAGGUUUGGGUGUUCUGCCCUGCUGAGACCCAGGCAGCACAUUCUCCAGCUUUUCCAGUGUACCUCUCUCGCUCCAGUGGCUGCCAUCAGCAACUAG
Varanus komodoensis (Komodo dragon) is the source of this 3909-nucleotide messenger RNA. RefSeq lists its product as uncharacterized. The record is from RefSeq and is a predicted model, not a curated record. The coding region runs from base 1 to 3909 and encodes 1302 amino acids. NCBI's taxonomy places the organism in Eukaryota, Metazoa, Chordata, Lepidosauria, Squamata, Varanidae. The transcript is spliced from 23 exons. Gene Ontology annotation, molecular function: protein binding.